Messenger RNA from Patella vulgata (common limpet), 701 nucleotides. Its product is annotated as fidgetin-like protein 1. The transcript is spliced from 7 exons. The coding region runs from base 99 to 686 and encodes 195 amino acids. NCBI's taxonomy places the organism in Eukaryota, Metazoa, Mollusca, Gastropoda, Patellidae. The record is from RefSeq and is a predicted model, not a curated record. Gene Ontology annotation, molecular function: microtubule severing ATPase activity; ATP binding; ATP hydrolysis activity.
CUUUAAUAGGAAAAUGUAUAGCAAGUCAAUCAAAAUCAACUUUCUUUUGUAUUAGUGCUUCUUCAUUAACAUCAAAAUGGGUAGGGGAAGGAGAGAAGAUGGUAAGAGCGUUAUUUGCCGUAGCUCGAUGUAAUCAACCAGCUGUUGUAUUUAUUGAUGAAAUCGAUUCUCUUCUCUCACAACGAUCCGAUAACGAACACGAAGCCUCUCGUAGAAUUAAAACAGAAUUUCUUGUUCAGUUGGAUGGAGCUGCUACUGAUUCUGAUGAUAAAAUUCUGAUAAUAGGGGCAACAAACAGACCUCAGGAAAUAGAUGAAGCGGCUAGAAGAAGAUUAGUAAAGAGAUUAUAUAUACCACUACCAGAACAUAUAGCUAGACGACAAAUUAUUACAAACUUAUUAUCUCAACAAAAACAUGAACUAACAGAUGAACAUCUAGAUAUAAUAUGUCACAAGUCAGAUGGUUAUUCUGGAUCUGACAUGGCAAAUCUGUGUCGUGAAGCUGCUUUAGGUCCUAUUAGAAGUAUUCCAUUUGAACAGAUAGAAACCAUAACAUCGGAUGAGGUGCGAGCCAUAAAGGUAGAAGAUUUCCUGGAAUCUUUAAAUCAAGUUCGAGCAAGUGUUUCUGCUAGAGAUUUAGAUUUAUAUACAGAAUGGAAUAAAUUAUAUGGCAGUUUUGGAAAAUAAAUUAAAAAAAAUAAA